Lactuca virosa is the source of this 315-nucleotide messenger RNA. NCBI's taxonomy places the organism in Eukaryota, Viridiplantae, Streptophyta, Magnoliopsida, Asterales, Asteraceae. The record is from the annotation of a GenBank genome assembly.
AUGGCAAAAGUCCCAAGAAAUCUUCCAUGUUUGAAAAAAUCUAAAGUUGUUCCUGAGGUUGUUGAGAAAGUUGUUUCGAAGCCUGUUAAAGAGCCAUUUCACGAACCCAUUGUACAGGAUGCUCAAACGGAGGUCGUGCCAUCGAAGACUGGUGUUUUAAAGUGCACGAAGAAGCCUGCCCAUAGACCUCGACAUUCACCAUAUCUGAGGCCAAUUAUUGAAGAUGUUCCUAUGCAUAAUAUUUCUUCACCUAAGGGGUCUUUUGCAUCCAAGAUACAAAAGAUUCAAAAGCCUCAGAUUAAUCGAAAGGGGUGA